AUCAAAAACCCUAAUUCCUUCUUAUCUUGUUUGAUUUUGGUUCUUUCCGUUUAAUUUAAUUUUAUCCCCAAAAAAAAAAAAAGUUUGCAUUUUUCACUCUUCUACCUCAGUUUCAGAUCUUCGAUUCCGCCAUUUUUGUUUCUUCUUCUAACUAUUAUGCGAACUCAGUUUCGUUCUUCGUGAUUCCUAAAUGACAAUGAUCUUCUUCUCUAAGCUUGGUCGCUCCAUUUCUCGUUCAAGGGGAGUUUUGAACGGUGGUGGUGUUAGAUCGGCGGUGUUAAACGAGGCGAGGUUACUUGCUCCGUCAGGUCUUGAGGCGGCGUCUGUUAAUCAAGUGGAAGGUGGAUUAGGGUUUUUGAGGCGGCACUUUGCUUCUUUAGGUUCUCGGAAAGGUUUAGUCAACAAUGAUUUGAUUGGUGUUUUUGCUAAUCCACGACUUCGUAGAUUCUUCUCUGAUGAAGCUCCUAAGAAGAAGAAUUAUGAGAACUAUUUUCCUAAAGAUACAAAGCAAGAACCCAAGAGUGAUCAGAAAUCAGAUCAUAAAGAGGGCUCAGAUAAGAAUGAAAAUGAGAACGUGGGAGAUAUGUUCAUGAAUCGAUUCCAAAAUUUGCUAAUUCCUCUACUAGCUCUUGGUCUGUUCUUUUCUUCCUUUUCGUUUGGCCCUGGGGACCAACAACAGAUUAGUUUCCAGGAGUUCAAAAACAAGCUUCUCGAGCCUGGUCUAGUUGACCACAUAGAUGUUUCAAACAAAUCAGUAGCAAAAGUCUAUGUGAGGAGCUCACCGAAAGACCAUCAAACAACUGACGUUGGCCAAGGCAUUCCUGCUAAGAGAACUGGUGGUCAGUAUAAGUACUACUUCAAUAUUGGUAGUGUCGACUCUUUUGAGGAGAAACUUGAAGAAGCUCAAGAAGCAUUAGGUGUUGAUCCUCAUGAAUAUGUUCCUGUUACAUACGUCUCUGAAAUGGUCUGGUAUCAAGAGAUCAUGAGGUUUGCACCAACUUUAUUGCUCUUGGGUACACUUAUCUAUGGGGCAAGACGGAUGCAAGGCGGAUUGGGUGUGGGAGGAACCGGUGGAAAGAAUGGUCGUGGAAUUUUCAAUAUAGGAAAGGCUACAAUAACGAGAGCGGAUAAAAAUUCCAAGAAUAAGAUAUAUUUUAAGGAUGUUGCUGGAUGUGAAGAGGCUAAACAAGAAAUUAUGGAGUUUGUACAUUUCCUUAAGAACCCAAAGAAGUAUGAAGAUUUGGGGGCUAAAAUCCCGAAAGGUGCGCUUUUAGUAGGCCCACCUGGAACCGGGAAGACCCUUUUAGCAAAAGCUACUGCAGGGGAAUCGGGUGUGCCGUUUCUGUCUAUAUCUGGUUCAGAUUUCAUGGAGAUGUUUGUUGGUGUUGGGCCUUCGAGGGUGAGACAUUUGUUCCAAGAGGCUAGAGCAUCUGCACCGAGUAUUAUAUUUAUAGAUGAGAUUGAUGCAAUUGGUCGGGCAAGAGGACGUGGGGGUUUAGGCGGUAACGAUGAGCGUGAGAGCACUCUGAAUCAGUUGCUAGUUGAGAUGGACGGUUUUGGUACAACCGCUGGAGUUGUGGUUCUUGCUGGGACCAACAGACCGGAUAUUUUGGAUAAAGCUUUGUUACGGCCUGGCCGGUUUGAUCGCCAGAUAACCAUUGAUAAACCUGAUAUUAAAGGUCGUGAUCAGAUUUUCCAGAUUUACUUAAAGAAGAUCAAACUCGAUCAUGAGCCAUCGUAUUACUCUCAAAGGCUUGCAGCUCUAACUCCUGGGUUUGCUGGUGCUGACAUUGCGAAUGUCUGUAACGAAGCGGCUCUUAUUGCUGCUAGACACGAAGGAGCAACGGUUACGAUGGCCCAUUUUGAAUCUGCUAUUGAUCGUGUUAUUGGUGGUCUUGAGAAGAAAAACCGGGUCAUAAGCAAAUUGGAGCGUCGUACAGUUGCAUAUCAUGAAUCUGGGCACGCGGUUACUGGGUGGUUCCUGGAACAUGCAGAGCCAUUGCUGAAGGUGACUAUAGUUCCACGUGGCACAGCGGCGCUCGGGUUUGCACAGUAUGUUCCAAACGAAAACCUUCUCAUGACCAAAGAGCAACUCUUUGACAUGACUUGUAUGACCCUCGGUGGCCGUGCAGCUGAGCAGGUAUUGAUAGGAAGAAUCUCAACGGGUGCCCAGAACGAUCUAGAGAAGGUGACAAAGAUGACAUACGCGCAAGUAGCUGUGUACGGUUUCAGUGACAAGGUUGGACUGCUCUCGUUUCCGCCAAGGGACGAUGGCUAUGACUUCUCUAAACCAUACAGCAACAAAACCGGUGCGAUCAUAGACCAGGAAGUUAGGGAAUGGGUGAGCAAAGCUUAUGAGCGGACCGUAGAGCUUGUCGAGGAACACAAAGAGAAAGUGGCUGAGAUCGCGGAGCUUUUACUAGAAAAAGAAGUCCUUCAUCAGGAUGAUCUUUUGAAAAUUCUAGGUGAACGUCCGUUUAAGUCGGCAGAGGUGACUAAUUAUGACCGGUUUAAGUCUGGGUUUGAGGAUAAUGAGAAGGACUCAACCACCACACCGAGAGUGGAGCCUGUUGUGGAUGAAGGAGCUCCUCCGCCGCUUGAACCGCAGGUUGUUCCGACGUAAGAGAAACGUCACUGUUACAAUUGUAAAUUUUAAUUAAGAAUGCAAUAACACAAAUCCAAAAGAAAAAGUACUCUUAGGAACUUUGUUAGCAAUGAAUAUUUUAAUUUGUGUUCUAGAUUAUUGCUUCUAAUAAGAUUUUGGGUUAAAAUUGCA
Molecule: messenger RNA, 2776 nt
Organism: Capsella rubella
Lineage: Eukaryota; Viridiplantae; Streptophyta; Magnoliopsida; Brassicales; Brassicaceae
Product: ATP-dependent zinc metalloprotease FTSH 3, mitochondrial
Exons: 8
Coding region: 191-2623 (810 amino acids)
Biological process (GO): mitochondrial protein processing; protein-containing complex assembly
Cellular component (GO): m-AAA complex; chloroplast thylakoid membrane
Molecular function (GO): ATP hydrolysis activity; zinc ion binding; ATP-dependent peptidase activity
Source: RefSeq, a predicted model, not a curated record